Molecule: messenger RNA, 1825 nt
Organism: Oryza brachyantha (malo sina)
Lineage: Eukaryota; Viridiplantae; Streptophyta; Magnoliopsida; Poales; Poaceae
Exons: 7
Coding region: 321-1565 (414 amino acids)
Source: RefSeq, a predicted model, not a curated record
GAGUGGAGUGGUAGCCGUCCUCCUCCUCCCUCUCCUCGCUUCACUCCCCACUUGGAGCCUCGUGGUCGUGGCUGCUGUAGCAGUGGGCGCUCCUCCCGACCUAGACGACGAGCCGCCCAAGAAUCCAGCACCCAUCCAUCCAUCCAUCCAUCCAUCCGUCCGCUUCCCUGUCCUGUUGCUCCCCGCAUUGUUUCGGAUUUCUCAAAUCGGCCCCUCCUGGUCGGCGGCCGCGGCGGCGCGGUCACCGGCGGCGAGAUAAAGGGGAAGAAGAAAGGGGAGGUGUGACGAGAGAGAGACAGAGAGGGGCAGGAGAGGGGCGUAUGGCCACCGCGCGCGGCGGCGGCGGCGGCGCGUGGCUGCUGGUGGUGGCGGUGGUCUGCCUGUCGUGCGCCGCGGCGGCCGUGGCGAGGUCCCCGGCGGCGAGGGUGCACCGGCACCUGAAGCGGCUCAACAAGCCGGCGGUGAAGAGCAUCGAGAGCCCAGAUGGGGACAUCAUAGACUGCGUGCACAUCUCACACCAGCCAGCCUUUGAUCACCCCUUCCUCAAGAACCACACUAUCCAGAUGAGGCCGAACUAUCACCCGGAUGGCCUAUACGACGAAUCCAAGAGCAGCACCGACGCCGGCGGCGGCGGCGAGAGGCCCAUGGUGCAGCUCUGGCACCACGGCGGCACGUGCCCGGAGGACACCGUCCCAAUCCGGCGGACGAAGAGGGACGACCUGCUCCGGGCGAGCUCGAUGCGGCGGUACGGCAAGAAGCGGCACCGGGCGCCCAACCCGAUGUCCGUCGACCCCAACCUACUCAACGAGGGCGGCCACCAACAUGCCAUCGCGUACGUCCAAGGCGACAAGUACUACGGCGCCAAGGCGACCAUCAAUGUCUGGGCGCCCAAGAUCGAGCAGCCCAACGAGUUCAGCUUGUCCCAGCUCUGGAUCUUGGGCGGCUCCUUCGGCGAGGACCUCAACAGCAUCGAGGCUGGAUGGCAGGUUAGCCCCGACCUCUACGGCGACAACAACACGAGGCUGUUCACUUACUGGACUAGUGAUGCAUACCAAGCAACAGGGUGCUACAACAUACUGUGCGCAGGGUUCGUGCAGGUAAACAGUGAGAUCGCCAUGGGAGCCAGCAUCUUCCCCAUCUCCAGCUACUCUGGCUCCCAGUAUGAUAUCAGCAUAAUGAUUUGGAAGGAUCCAAAGGAGGGGAACUGGUGGAUGCAGUUUGGCAAGGAUUAUGUUCUUGGCUAUUGGCCGUCCUUCCUAUUCUCCUACCUUGGCGACAGCGCGUCGAUGAUCGAGUGGGGUGGGGAGGUGGUGAACUCGCAGCUCGACGGCGUGCACACGUCGACGCAGAUGGGCAGCGGGCACUUCCCGGAGGAGGGGUUCAGCAAGUCGAGCUACUUCAAGAACAUCCAGGUGGUGGACAGCACCAACAAUCUGAAGGCCCCCAAGGGGGUGGGCACAUUCACUGAGCAGUCAAAUUGCUACGAUGUGCAAAAUGGUAACAAUGCUGACUGGGGCACAUACUUCUACUAUGGAGGCCCUGGAAGGAGCUCAAACUGCCCAUGACUGAACUGAGCACCCUAAGCAAGUGUUUUUAACCAUUCAAGUGCAAUACACCAUCUGCUCCAGUUUUUUAGCCCUAGAUAGUGUGUGUCAUGUGAAUGGGGUCCCAGUGUUGCUUUCUAAUCUCUCUCUCUUCCCCUUGAGCCUCCUUACUUUUUUGUAAUGCCAGUCUUCUGAAGAGAAGCAUGGCAUCUGGUGGUGGUUGUGGUGAUGGCCUACCUCCUUUUCCUAUAUGGUAGUAGAUUCACUUGUCUUUCUGGUUA